AUGGAGAGUCAUACAACUACGGCGCCGUUCCUGUCGCUUGAGGUACAAUCAGCUUCUACUGAAGCAACGUCAUCAUCAUCAUCUUAUACAGCUUCCAGUGCGUCCGCCACAAAUGACUCUGAGGUGUCUGAUGACUUUUCCUUUAUUGGGAGCACGCCGUCCACAGUAUUGUUUUUCAUUGCGUUAGCUGUUGGUGUAUUUAUUGCAUUAAUAUUUGUGUUUUUCACAAUUAGAUACUUUAUGCGAUCCAAAUAUGGUAUUGCUGUUUCUCCAUUGGGUAGAAGGAGUCCGUAUACACCUUCAACGUUUGGUAAUACUGGUGCUGGUCACAAUCAUGCAUUCAUACAUGUCUUCACUCCGGAGGAGAUUCAAGAACAAUUGAGUUUUAUGCGGGAUCAUAAUCAAACACGAGCUAACAUCAUAGAGGAAACUUUGGCGUUUCGAGAAGGACGCUAUUUACGGGAAAGAAGAAGAAAUGGUAGACGAAGAAGGCGGAGGAGAAGAUUCAGCAAAAUGAAGAAAUUAACUGUUGAAGAGGUGGAAAAAUUGUUUCCGCAAAAGACGUAUUUCGAUUGGUUGAAUGGAGGUAAGGAGAGAGACGUGGAAAAGAGAGAUGGAAUGCUUAAGGAAGAACCGGACGAACAGGGUAUAAUUGAAGUAGUUGGAGGAGGUACCGAUGACAAUAGAUCGGUCAAUACAUUAUACACUGCUCAGGAGCAAGCAGGAAUUGACCUAAGUAAUGAUAUCGAGAUGAAACGGAUGGAUGAAGCGGUGACAAGGGUGGAAACUGACAAUGAUAUCACUGAUGAGGAUCCUAAAGUUGGCACUACUGCGUCCAAAGUUGAAGCAGUUGAACUGUCACUGGAAAAGCGCACCCAAACAGAAACCGUGACUCACGGUUUACAUUUCGAUUCUGGAUCUUGUGCAAUUUGUUUGGAGGUGCUCGAGGAUGAUGACGUUGUACGUGGUUUGAUUUGUGGACACGUGUUCCACGCCAUUUGCCUCGACCCAUGGUUGACUAAAAGGCGUGCUUGUUGUCCUAUGUGUAAACGUGAUUACUUGUUCAAGAGAGACUACCAACAAGACAAUGAGACAACUGAAGGUGUCAACAAUGACAAUAAUGGACAAACAAAUGGAAAUACCAACAAUGAUGCUGAUUCAUCAAGCGGUAAUAACGAUAGAGCAGAAGAUGAUGACGACGGCGACAAUGAUGUCGAUCUUGAAAGUGUUGAUCUUGACGAGAUUCAGCGCGAUCCUGCUCUUCAAGCAUUCCUCCAAGACUUGAUACCGAUGUCAGAAAGAGCGCGCUUGGUUUUGAACGAUCCCCAAUAUGCGGAUAUAAAUCUUGAACAAAGAGCCAACGAAAUGACGAAACAAAAGUAUGGAAGGUUUUUCAAGAUAAUUGUUUGGAAAUUAUUGGGUAUAAAUAAGCAAGAUUUGUUUUACUGGUCGGUUUUGACUAUAGCGAGUCAGCAUCGACGUGCUCAACAAUUGGAAGAACUACAGCGGUCCGGGUUGGCAAAUGUGGGAACUUCCAAUACUUCUGAAUCCGGUGUCGGUGCAGGUGACAAUAACGAGGUUGCAAAUAAUGUGACAGAUCAACAUGCAGAAAACCACCCAAUAACUACGUCGAACCGUGCAUAUGCAGGCCAUGCAGAGGUUGACUUUGCUGAUGUUUCUACAAGAGAAAUAGUCGAGAACCGAGUUUAA
Molecule: messenger RNA, 1710 nt
Organism: Lodderomyces parapsilosis
Lineage: Eukaryota; Fungi; Ascomycota; Pichiomycetes; Serinales; Debaryomycetaceae
Exons: 1
Coding region: 1-1710 (569 amino acids)
Biological process (GO): ubiquitin-dependent protein catabolic process
Cellular component (GO): cytoplasm
Molecular function (GO): ubiquitin protein ligase activity
Source: RefSeq, a predicted model, not a curated record